Molecule: messenger RNA, 6541 nt
Organism: Homo sapiens (human)
Lineage: Eukaryota; Metazoa; Chordata; Mammalia; Primates; Hominidae
Gene: L2HGDH
Product: L-2-hydroxyglutarate dehydrogenase
Exons: 10
Coding region: 637-1917 (426 amino acids)
Cellular component (GO): mitochondrial inner membrane; mitochondrion
Molecular function (GO): (S)-2-hydroxyglutarate dehydrogenase activity
Source: RefSeq, a predicted model, not a curated record
CUGGUGGUGGACCUGUGCCCCUGUUCGUAUUUCCCUGUCCCGGGGUGAGAGCAGGUUGGGGUCCUGUGGCACUCCAACCUCGGAUCCCAGGAGCUACCAACCUGCAGGUUCAUUCGUUGUAUUUACGGGCCGGAGGAAAGGCAGUGUAUAGAGUAGAGGUCGGGAGUAGCUCUGGCUUUGAACAACCCGUCCACUUUCUGUUGAACUCUGGGCUAGUUACUUAACCUCCUUAAAGGCUCAGUUGUGAAUUGGACCUUAGUCUCUCCUGUAGGUGGUCAUUUGAAGGAUAAAAGGACCUAGCACACAGUAUAAGCAAUCAAAUAUGCUCUUUAUAAGCUGGAGUCUUUGGCGUUGCUUGGAAGAUCUGAAUACAGUCUUAAAUCAGUUCCUGGCACACCCCGCAUAGUGUUGCCCCCGUCGGAGGCAGCUCUUAUGCUAAUGAAAGCCCGCAGAAUUCAGUGUCCUGUGAUUUAUAGUUUGGACGUCACAUUCGAAACCAUUGUCUUUCUCUGUCCUCUGUAGAAGAAACAGUUUGUGUGAAGGCUGUAAGGCUUGGAGAGGUUUUGGCUAUUUUGACGACUAGAAGGUGGGCCAUAUGAGUGUGACUGAAGUUUAGUGGAAGACAUAUGGUGUGGAAUGACCCAGAAGGACUACAUCACAGCAAGCUCAUUUGAUAUAGUCAUCGUUGGUGGCGGAAUUGUGGGGCUUGCCUCUGCCAGAGCACUCAUCCUGCGACAUCCAUCACUUUCUAUUGGUGUUCUGGAAAAGGAGAAAGAUUUAGCUGUUCACCAGACUGGACAUAACAGUGGUGUCAUACAUAGUGGAAUUUAUUAUAAACCUGAGUCUCUGAAAGCCAAAUUAUGUGUACAAGGUGCAGCCCUCCUCUAUGAGUACUGUCAGCAAAAGGGAAUUUCCUACAAGCAGUGUGGCAAGCUUAUAGUAGCUGUUGAACAAGAAGAAAUUCCCAGACUUCAGGCCCUAUAUGAGAAAGGCCUCCAGAAUGGUGUCCCGGGCCUGAGGCUGAUCCAGCAGGAGGAUAUAAAAAAGAAGGAGCCAUAUUGUAGGGGUCUAAUGGCUAUUGAUUGUCCACAUACUGGCAUUGUGGACUAUCGGCAGGUGGCUUUGUCAUUUGCCCAGGAUUUCCAAGAAGCAGGUGGCUCUGUCUUGACCAAUUUUGAAGUAAAAGGUAUUGAAAUGGCUAAAGAAAGUCCUUCAAGAAGUAUAGAUGGAAUGCAAUAUCCAAUUGUUAUAAAGAAUACAAAGGGAGAGGAAAUUCGAUGUCAGUAUGUUGUGACAUGUGCAGGACUUUACUCAGACCGUAUUUCAGAGUUGAGUGGCUGCACUCCUGAUCCUCGAAUUGUACCAUUCCGGGGAGAUUACCUGCUUUUGAAGCCAGAAAAAUGUUAUCUUGUAAAAGGAAAUAUUUAUCCGGUCCCAGAUAGCCGGUUUCCUUUCCUAGGAGUUCACUUCACACCAAGGAUGGAUGGCAGUAUUUGGCUAGGGCCUAAUGCAGUUCUUGCCUUUAAACGAGAGGGUUACAGACCCUUUGACUUCAGUGCCACAGAUGUUAUGGAUAUAAUUAUCAAUAGUGGCUUGAUUAAACUGGCAUCCCAGAAUUUUUCCUAUGGAGUUACUGAAAUGUAUAAAGCAUGUUUUCUUGGUGCAACAGUGAAGUAUCUUCAAAAAUUCAUCCCUGAAAUUACUAUCAGUGAUAUACUUAGGGGCCCAGCUGGAGUAAGAGCCCAGGCCCUGGAUAGAGAUGGAAAUCUGGUAGAAGAUUUUGUAUUUGAUGCAGGAGUUGGGGAUAUUGGAAAUCGCAUUCUUCAUGUGAGAAAUGCACCUUCUCCUGCUGCUACUUCUUCCAUUGCAAUUUCUGGAAUGAUUGCAGAUGAAGUACAACAAAGAUUUGAAUUAUAAAUAAUGAAAGGAGCUAGGUAUGCACUGUAAUCUUCAUGUCAGCAACAAGAAUGUACUAAUUGCAUUCUUUAAUUUAAAAAAUGGUUUUUAAACUUUAGUUUUUAGGUCAAAGAUAACCACUGCAUUGUUAAAAUGAUGUAACAUAGAAAUAAUAAUUUUCUACAAAAAUUAGCCAGGCAUGGUGGCGCAUGCCUGUAAUCUCAGCUACUCAGGAGGCUGAGGCAGGAGAAUCAAUUGAACCGAGCAGACGGAGGUGAGCUGAGAGCUGAGAUUGCACCACUGCACUCCAGCCUGGGUGACAGAGCAAGAAAAUAAUAAUAAUAAUAAUUUUCAAAAUGUUAGGCUGGGGGCCGUGGCCAGCACUUUGGGAAGCCAAGGCAGGUAGAUUGUAGCCCAGGAGUUUGAGAACAGCCUGGGCAACAUGGCAAAACCCUGUUUCUACACAAAGUUAGCUGGGUCUGGUGCCUCUGUAGUUCCAGCUCCUCAGUAGGCUGAGGUGAGAGGAUCACUUGAGCCCAGGAGGUCUAGGCUGCAGUGAGCUUAUGUUCAUGACACUGCAUUCCAGGCUGGAUGAUAGAGCAAGAUCUUGUCUCAAAAAAAAAAAAAAAAAAAAAAAAAAUCCAGCCUGGGCAACAUAGUGAAUGAAACCCCAUCUCUACAAAAAAUACAAAAAUUAGCUGGGCAUGAUGGUGUGUGCCUGUAGUCCCAGCUACUUGGGGGCUGAGGCAGGAGGAUCGCUUGAGCCCGGGAGAUCAAGGCUACAGUGAGCUGUGUUCAUGCCACUAUACCCCAGCCUGGGCAACAAAGUGAGUCCCUGACUCAAAAAAUAAAAACAACAACAAAAAAUAAAUUCCAUGCUUAUUUACUUUGCGAAUAAAGAGGCAAGGUACAGUUUUAUCUGUCCGAAUCCCUGACUUUUAUUUAUUUUUUUUUUCAGACGGAGUUUCACUCUUGUUGCCCAGGCUUGAGUGCAAUGGUACGAUCUUGGCUCACUGCAACCUCUGCCUCCCGGGUUCCAGCGAUUCUCUUGCCUCAACCUCCUGAGUAGCUGGGAUUACAGGCGCCCACCACCAUGCCUGGCUAAUUUUUUGUAUUUUUAGUAGAGACGGGGUUUUGCCAUGUUGGCCAGGCUGGUCUCGAAUUCCUGACCUCAGGUGAUCCACCUGCCUCAGCCUCCCAAAAUGCUGGGAUUACAGGUGCGAGCCAUCAUGCUCAGCCCUGAAUCCCUGACUUUGUUAAUGACCUGUCCUUACCAACCAUGACCUAGAGAAGAUUUGGCUUUUUAAGAGUUUUGGAGAAAGAUGGCAUAAAAAUAGAUUAUUUCCUUAAAUCAAUUUUUUAGCAUUACGCUACCUAAGCUCGUUUGGUCUCUCAUAGACAAGAAAAUACAUUAUAUUGUAGGUUACAUUCUUUUAAUUUUGAAGAGUCACAAAACUCACAUUAUUUAGAGCAACAAUAUUUGUAUUUGGAAAUUAAAAAUUCAUGAUUUCAAGAAAAUACAUAAAAUUUACAUUUUUGAGUAGUUUGAAUAAGUUUCUAUCUUAAUUAUAAUAUUUGUAGGAAAUAACAAAACAAACUCAAAGCCUUUAUUAUUUCCAGUCUCUUUGUAACUGAUGUGGUAUGGUAUCAUCAUGAAAUCUAAACAGUGGUACACUGAGUGGUUGUCCUGUUCUUCAAUCUCUGUGGCUGAGAACUGAAAUAACUUAGAAGAGACAGAUUUUUAUGAGAGCAGUUUUAGAAUCCUGACACUGAUGUAUAGAACUCCAAUUUAAAAAAGUUAUUUAUCUAUUAUAUCUCUGAUCUUUAGUCACACUAAGGCUCUCAAAAUGUUGGCCAAGAUUGGUAAUGAUUCAUACGUACUUGAUUUUUCAGGGCUCCUAUAAACUUGUAUAGGGAUAUUUUUCCAUUUUUGAUAAAUAUCUAACUUUGAGGCAUUCACUUUUGUAAACCGCGAAAGUGCCUUACAUUCACCUCAUGAGUAUUUUAAGUUGAUGCCCAGUGCUGUGGUAUAUCCUGUAUAUAUGUGUUUUGUGGUAUCUAUCGAAAUUAUUCUUAUAAUUUAGAAAGUUAGAAAAUAGAAAUUGUAAAUGAAAAUGUGGCGACCUGACUGCAGAACUUUGAGUACUGAACCACAUUUAGGUGAGGCAUUUUCAUCCAUUCUCUCUGAUUUGCUCUCUCAGGAUUCAUCUUCUACUGUGUAUGUCUUCUUUCCUCUUAGCUCUCCAAAGCUGUAUGAUGGAUGGGUGAGAAGGAUGUGCAUUUUGGUUGAUAGGAAAAAUGUUUCUGUUUUCUUCCUUUUCCCCUCACUUCAAGCAUUGAUGAUUACAUUGAUUGAGCUACCUCAUCCAUUAAUUUGAAAGGCUACACUUCAUCAGCUCAUGUUUAAGAAGUAGCACAUCCCAGGUAAACAGAGUAGGCCAUUAUUCAACUCUUAGGAUGAGUAUAUUAAAAGCAUUCAGAUAUCAAUGACAGAAGAAACAAGCCCUAAUGUUUCUUUAUAACAGCUGAUUCCUGCAAGAAAUGCAAACACAGGAUAUUUUUCUGUUCCAUUACAAGAUUACUAAGAGAUGGAAAAUAUUAUCAUUCUGUAUUUUGUCAGUAGUACGAUUGCAUACAUACUAAGUUGUAAACAUUGAAUUACAAAAAAUGAUUGUCCUAAUUGAAGCAGUCCUCAAUCCAUUUGAGUCUGUACAAUACCCUGAAAAGGAAACAACAGGUGCUGGAGAGGAUGUGGAGAAAUAGGAACACUUUUACACUGUUGGUGGGACUGUAAACUAGUUCAACCAUUGUGGAAGUCAGUGUGGCGAUUCCUCAGGGAUCUGGAACUAGAAAUACCAUUUGACCCAGCCAUCCCAUUACUGGGUAUAUACCCAAGGGACUAUAAAUCAUGCUGCUAUAAAGACACAUGCACACGUAUGUUUAUUGUGGCACUAUUCACAAUAGUAAAGACUUGGAACCAACCCAAAUGUCCAACAACGAUAGACUGGAUUAAGAAAAUGUGGCACAUAUACACCAUGGAAUACUAUGCAGCCAUAAAAAAUGAUGAGUUCAUGUCCUUUGUAGGGACAUGGAUGAAAUUGGAAAUCAUCAUUCUCAGUAAACUAUCGCAAGAACAAAAAACCAAACACCGCAUGUUCUCACUCAUAGAUGGGAAUUGAACAAUGAGAACACAUGGACACAGGAAGGGGAACAUCACACUCUGGGGACUGUUGUGGGGUGGGGGGAGGGGGGAGGGAUAGCAUUAGGAGAUAUACCUAAUGCUAAAUGACGAGUUAAUGGGUGCAGCACACCAGCACGGCACAUGUAUACAUAUGUAACUAACCUGCACAUUGUGCACAUGUACCCUAAAACUUAAAGUAUAAUAAUAAACAAUAUAUAUAUAUAUAUAUAUAUAAAAUACCCUGAAAAAUAAAAAUGAAAAAUUUGUUGAAAGUGUUUUGAAUAUGUAGGUUAUUCUGCUUGUAAAACGUUUUAUAUGUAUGUCAAUAGGGUUUUUUUGUUUAAUACUGAUAUAAUAAAGUUUUAUGUAUUUCUGACAGAAGAAAUGUAUAUUAAUAUUUAAAAUAUUUUAAUGAGCCUUGGUGUUGUAGAGAACAUAUUUUUUAGUUCCAUAAAAACUUUUAUGCAAAUAAAUUUUUUUAUGUGUAAAACAUAAACUGUUUGCUUUAGAUAGAUAGCAGCCAACCUUUUUAAAAAACUCAUUUCUGUGUUAGUAUAUAAUACAAAAUGAGGUUGAGUCAUUUAUAUUUUGGGUAAAAAGUGGAGCAUUUUAGAUUUUAACUUCAGAGUGUUUGUGAGGAACUCUUGAUGUACCAGCAAGUAUAUUUUUGGUGUUUCAUGUUACGUAGCUUAACUCUUUUAUCCAUACAUAUAUGUGUAUAUCAAAGUCCUUCCCUUGAUCCUCUCAGCAUUAGCACUGUUUGGGGAGUUGCCUUUACUGUUGGCAGAAUUCCACUUUCCCUGAGGCCAUUUGGAAAUCUACCUAGUAGCCUGUGGGAUAACCUUAACUCUUAGAACUUUCUUCAAAGGAUGGUGGUGAGAAUGGGGUAUACUGCCAGGCCCUGGCCUACGGGAGUUUGUAGGGCCUACUUUUGGAGGCAAUCCAACCCUGAUGGCUGUACCUAUGAGCUAUCCCUGUAAACACAGGAGACAUGGUGUCUAUAUUGUUUAAGGACUGGCUCUGCCCUCCUGGGCCCUUAAUCUGUGUCUAGACUUCUUGGUCAGAGGUUUCCUCAUCUUUCUGCGCAUACACUAUUAUCUAAAGAUCUUGUAAACAUUUUUGAGUUGUAAUCGUAAAGUCAGUUUCUAAGCUUUUCUAACACACUCAAAGGGAGUUUUUGAAAUCUCUUCAUCAGGGCUUAAGGUAGAAGGACAGGGUGAAAUGGUUGGGAAAGCAAAAGCUGCCUCGAGAUGUUUUCAAAUAGUUUGUACUCAUUAAAUAGCUUAAGAAUGGAAAUAAACCCUGAAGCCCUGAAGGGAAGAACAGUGUUGAUACCAACCAACUCUACUUUUCUGGCCUCAAAUCCUAGAAAGUAUUGUGGGUUUGUUGUUGUUGUUGAUGUUGUUAAUUGCUUGUAUUUUCUGCUUAUGGGAAGGAUCUCACAUUAAAGUUAUCUUAUUUUAA